Molecule: messenger RNA, 1495 nt
Organism: Microtus ochrogaster (prairie vole)
Lineage: Eukaryota; Metazoa; Chordata; Mammalia; Rodentia; Cricetidae
Gene: Hemgn
Product: hemogen
Biological process (GO): cell differentiation; regulation of osteoblast differentiation
Cellular component (GO): nucleoplasm
Source: RefSeq, a predicted model, not a curated record
AUGGACGUGGGGAAGGAUGAAUCUCAUCUGAAGCUCCUCCAGACACCUGACCCUCAUCCACGGAGAGCCCAUGUCCCAGAAGUCAUUGGAACUUGGAGUCUGAGGAACAGAGAGCAACUCAGGAAGAGGAAAGCCGAAGUGCAGGAGAAGCAGACGUCGCAAUGGCUCCUUGGAGAACAGAAAAAACGCAAGUGUCAAAGCACAGGAAAAGGAAAUUCAAGAGGCCGAACGAGACAAAGAGGCACAAAGGUGCAGGCAGAAAAGCAAAGGGUGCAGGAAGAAAUGGAGUGCCCUGUAAGCCCCGUGACUGCAGUCCCCCCACUGGUGGUGUGCCCCCCAGAAGCUGUGCCUGCACAACACUGUGCUGAAGUGCACCAGGAGGGAGCAAUACAGAACCACUCUCAAACAUACAAACACACGGCCAAACCGGAAGACCUCUCUCCUAGCACGUGCCAGGAAAUGACUGCACUUCAACAUUCUUCUAAAAUGUGCCAAGACACGGCUGAACCCGAGGUGCUCUCUCCUAAAAUGUGGUGGGAAACAGCCGUGCCCCAAGACCAUUCUUCAAAAGCACCCCAAGAUACGGCUGGACCUGAGGCGCUCUCUCCUAAAAUGUCCCAGGAACCAGCUGUACCCCAAAACCACUCUUUCAAGGCACCCCAAGAUACGGCUGGACCUGAGGCGCUUUCUCCUAAAAUGUCCCAGGAACCAGCUGCGCUUCAAGAACAUACUUUGAAAAUGUGCCAAGAUGUGGCCAGGCCUGAAGUCCUGUCUCCUAAAACACAUCAAGAGGCAGCCGUUGUUCCCUGGACAACACUUGGAGAUGCUGUUGGCCCAGGAUGCUCUCCUGCAGCACUCCCCCCAUCAGAUGUGCCUGAAGGCUGCCCACUUGACGCAUGCCCCAAAUCAGUCACACCAGAGAAAACCGCUUGCCAAGCAGAUCAGGGCUUGGCUGUGACUGAAGGCUGCUUUCCUGAAACACGAGAACCCAGUGCAUCUGAAGACGUUUCUAUAAAAACACUCCAAGGAGGAACGGAACCUGAAUUCAUUUCUCAUGAGAUCUACAAACUCACUGAGCCUAAAGUUUCCUCUCCUGAAACAAUCCAAGACUCACCUGGGCCUGAAGAAUAUUCACCUGAAGCCUGCCAUGAAAUGCCUGGGCCUGAAGACCUCUCUAUCAAGACCUGUGAGAAAAGGGAUGGGCCUAAAGACUACCUUCCAGAACAAACCCAGGAAACAGGUGGGGCCCAAGGACAGGACCCUCUUGCCUACCAGGACAGUGAUGGUGCCUAUCGUUUCUCUCAAGAAACGAAGGAAAAAGCCAAAGCAGAUCAAGAUCCAGAAACACCAUCAAGUCCACAGGGUCUACAAGAGAACUGCUCAGAAGACGACCCUGAUAGCUAUGUUCUGUCUUAACAAUACUCAGCGAUGAAUAUAGCAUACACAUCUUCUCUUGUAAAAUUUUACUGAAACAUUGUAGCAAUUGCUACAAUUU